This is a messenger RNA of Lolium rigidum, 1728 nucleotides long. Its product is annotated as L-ascorbate oxidase-like. The transcript has 5 exons. Lineage: Eukaryota; Viridiplantae; Streptophyta; Magnoliopsida; Poales; Poaceae. Bases 1 to 1728 code for a protein of 575 amino acids. The record is from RefSeq and is a predicted model, not a curated record. Gene Ontology annotation, molecular function: copper ion binding; oxidoreductase activity. Gene Ontology annotation, cellular component: extracellular region; plasmodesma.
AUGAGGCUUCCCGUGGUGUUCUUUGCGUGCUGUGCUCUCUUGGCACUACUGCAUUGCGCAGAGGCGGCCAAGGCCAGGCACUUGAAAUGGGAGGUGAGCAACAUGUUCUGGUCGCCAGACUGCGAGGAGAAAGUGCUCAUCGGCAUCAACGGCCAGUUCCCCGGCCCGACGAUACGCGCCAAGGCCGGCGACACCAUCGUCGUCGAGCUCAAGAACGGACUGCACACCGAGGGCGUGGUCAUCCAUUGGCACGGCAUCAGACAGAUUGGGACGCCAUGGGCGGACGGCACAGCGGCGAUCUCCCAGUGCGCGAUCAACCCCGAAGAAACCUUCACCUAUCGAUUUGUCGUCGACAAGCCGGGGACAUACUUCUACCACGGGCACUUUGGAAUGCAGAGGGCAGCAGGGCUGUAUGGGUCCCUGAUCGUGGAUGUAGCAGAUGGGGAGGAGGAACCGUUCAAGUAUGACGGCGAGCUGAACCUGCUACUCAGCGACUGGUACCAUGAGAGCAUCUAUAACCAGAUGGUUGGCCUCUCCUCCAGCCCCAUGAGAUGGAUCGGCGAGCCGCAGUCGUUGCUGAUCAACGGUAGGGGGCAGUUCAACUGCUCGCUCGCGGCGGCGCACACGCCAGGCACCAAGCAGUGCACCGCCGGCGGCAACAAGCAUUGCGCCCCGGUGAUCCUCCCCGUCCAGCCCAACAAAACCUACAGGCUCAGGAUCGCCAGUACCACCUCGCUGGCUUCUCUCAACCUCGCAAUCGGGAAUCACAAGCUGACGGUGGUGGAGGCCGACGGCAACUACGUGGAGCCGUUCGUGGUGGACGACAUCGACAUCUACUCCGGCGACAGCUACUCCGUUCUGCUCACCACCGACCAGGACCCGUCGUCCAACUACUGGAUCAGCGUCGGCGUGCGCGGCCGGAUGCCCAAGACGGCGCCGGCGCUGGCCCUGCUGAACUACCGGUCCAACCGCGGGUUCAAGCUGCCGGCCAUCGCGCCGCCGGUGACCCCGGUGUGGAACGACACCGCGCACAGCAAGGCCUUCGCGAACAAGAUCCGCGCCCGCGCCGGCACGCCCGCGCCGCCGGCGACGUCGGACCGCCGCAUCGAGCUGCUGAACACGCAGAACAAGAUCGGCGGGCACAUCAAGUGGUCCAUCAACAACGUGUCCAUGGUGCUCCCGGCGACGCCGUACCUGGGCUCCCUCAAGAUGGGGCUGAAGACGGCGCUCGCCGCGGCGCGGCCGGCGGACACGUUCGGGCGCGCCUACGACGUGACGAAGCCGCCGCAGAACCCGAACACGACGACGGGGGACAACGUGUACGUGCUGCGGCACAACACCACCGUCGACGUGGUGCUGCAGAACGCCAACGCGCUGGCGCACAACGUCAGCGAGGUGCACCCGUGGCACCUGCACGGGCACGACUUCUGGGUGCUCGGCUACGGCGAGGGGGCGUACAAGGGGGACGCCGCCGACGCGGCGAGGCUCAACCUGGUGAACCCGCCGCUGCGGAACACGGCGGUGAUCUUCCCAUACGGGUGGACGGCGCUCCGGUUCGUGGCGGACAACCCGGGCGUGUGGGCGUUCCACUGCCACAUCGAGCCGCAUCUUCAUAUGGGCAUGGGUGUCAUCUUCGCCGAGGCCAUCGACCAGGUCGGGAAGGUGCCCAGGGAGGCCGUGUCGUGCGGCGCCACGGCCACCGCGCUCAUGAACGGCGACCACCUCUGA